AUGGAAAACCUAACGCAAGAACAAUGGCGAGAGAUAACGAACAAGAAGAUGCGUUUCCCCCCGGACUUAAUUGCUGCCAUUGAAGAGGGGAAUGUGUUGCUGAUCAGCAAGCUGCUAAUUACCAGGGAUGGCAUCCUCCAGCAGCUGGAUGACUCGGAGGACCGGCUUUGGAGGGAAGCGCUGAACUUGGCCAUCCGGCUCGGCAGCGAAGACACUAUUGAUGCUGUUCUGCAGGGGGUCAAGUUUGACUUCCGCCAGAUUCACGAGGCACUGCUAGUGGCGGUGGACACAAACCAGCCACAUGUGGUCAAGCGGCUUCUCGACCGACUAGACCAGGAAAAGGGUGUGGGCAACAAAAAGGUAGAUGUUCGCUCUUUCUCACUGGCAAUCUUUGACCACUCGAUCGACGACUCACAGUUUGCCCCUGGUGUGACCCCGCUGACCUUGGCCUGCCAAAAGGAUCUGUAUGAGAUUGUCACCAUGCUGACCAACAAGGGCCAUGUCAUCCCAUGGCCACACACCAUCUCCUGCACCUGCCUGGAGUGUCACAAUGGGCGCCAGUAUGACCUCCUUAAGUUCUCUCUGUCACGCAUCAAUACCUACCGGGGAAUUGCCAGUCGUGCCUACCUUUCUAUCGCCUCAGAGGAUGCCAUGCUCAGUGCCUUCCGCCUCUCUGCUGAGUUGCGUAAGCUCUCCAAGAAGGAGCCCGAGUUCAAGCCCCAGUACCUAAGCCUGGAGCAGCUAUGCCAAGAGUUUGCAGUGGAGCUACUUGGAAUGUGCCGGAAUCAAAGUGAGGUCACCACCAUCCUAAACAACUAUGAUGAGGACAGUGAGGAUGAGCUAGACGAGCAGACCUUCGAGGAGGGUAUUCCAAAUCUGGCACGUCUCCGGCUUGCCGUCACCUACAACCAAAAACAGUUUGUGACUCAUCCCAUUUGCCAGCAAGUGCUGUCCAGCAUAUGGUGUGGUAACCUUUCUGGUUGGAGGGGCAGGAACACAGCCUGGAAACUCCUGGUAUCUACUGGGAUCUUCCUAACCAUGCCGUUUCUUUGCCUGAUUUACUGGCUUGCCCCAAAGUCCAAGAUUGGGAAGACUCUGAAAAUACCCGUCAUCAAAUUCUUGCUCCACUCAGCCUCCUAUAUGUGGUUCAUCAUCAUUCUUUUGGGUGAAUCUAUUGCCAUGGAGGUCUAUCGGAAUGAGUUUGCCUCGCGUAAGCAGACUCUUCUUCACAACUCCAUCCACAUGGUCUGGGUGAUUGGUUUUUUCUGGUUUGAGUGUAAGGAAGUAUGGAUUGAAGGCCUGCGAAACUAUUUGCGUGACUGGUGGAACAUCAUGGACAUGACUGUCCUUAGUAUGUAUCUGGCCUCUUUCACUCUGAGGGUGAUGAUCAUGCUGAAAGGCUACAUCCUCUGCCAGUUCCCAGAUAGAGUGAAUGAAUGCUCCUACUUCACAGAAACAGAACGUGACCACUGGCACCAAGAGGAUCCUCAGCUUAUCUCAGAGUUGCUGUUUGCUGUGACCAGCAUGAUGAGUUUCACUCGCUUGGCUUAUAUCCUGCCUGCUCACGAGUCACUAGGGACUCUGCAGAUUUCCAUUGGGAAGAUGAUUGAUGACAUGAUGAGGUUUAUGUUUAUCUUGAUGAUCAUUGGAACAGCCUUUCUCUGUGGAGUCAACAAUGUCUAUGUGCCUUACAUCAACACUCCAUACCUUGGACGGUUCAACGAGACUUUCCGCUUCCUUUUCUGGACCAUGUUUGGAGUGGUCAAUCAGGGCUAUGUGGACAUGCCUGAGUAUUUGCUGGCUGAAUUUGUUGGGAGGAUUCUCUAUGGCAUCUACACAUUAAUCAUAGUGAUUGUGCUUCUAAACAUGCUGAUUGCCAUGAUCACCAACUCCUUUCAGAAAAUUGAGGAUGACGCGGAUGUGGAAUGGAAGUUUGCUCGUUCCAAGCUUUACCUGAGCUAUUUCAGGGAAGGCCUCACCAUGCCAGUUCCCUUCAAUAUCAUCCCAUCUCCCAAGUCCUUGGUCUACCUGUUAAGGGGGAUAGUCAAACAGUUAUGCUGUUGUUGCAACGUGUCCAAACCUCCAGAUUAUCCUCCUAUUGCUUCAAUGUCUAAUCUGAACAGGAACGGCAAGUUAGAGGAGAGUCGUGUUCCAUAUCGGCUGCAGGUGAUCAAGGCGCUGGUCCAGCGCUACAUUGAGGCUGCACGUCGUGAGUUUGAAGAGACAAAGCGCAAAGAUGUGGGGAACAGAAUCACGGAGCUCAGCAAGACGGUGGGGAGACUGCAUUCGGAGAUGAAGUACAUCCACAAAAGCCUGCAGACCACAGCUACUAAGACUGAGGAAGACGACAUACUGAGGAAGUACAUCGCUGGGGCUAAGAACAACUUCAAGGGCUUUGACAACAAGGCAGCCAUGGGUCUGAACAUAGAUUGUUCAGUAGAAAGAAGGGACAUCGGUGAGAUCCAACAGAGGGAAGACACAGAGGAGGAGGGUUCUCCUGAGCCACACGAGACCUUCUCACCAGCCCACAGUGAGAGCUCUGUAGACACAGGCCUGGGCUCCCAGAGGGAGGAGGAGAUCCAACCGCCCGAGUGUGCAGUAAACAUCAGCGAAUAA
Scleropages formosus (Asian bonytongue) is the source of this 2616-nucleotide messenger RNA. RefSeq names its product transient receptor potential cation channel subfamily C member 2a (gene trpc2a). Gene Ontology annotation, molecular function: inositol 1,4,5 trisphosphate binding; store-operated calcium channel activity. The coding region runs from base 1 to 2616 and encodes 871 amino acids. Lineage: Eukaryota; Metazoa; Chordata; Actinopteri; Osteoglossiformes; Osteoglossidae. Gene Ontology annotation, cellular component: plasma membrane; cation channel complex. The record is from RefSeq and is a predicted model, not a curated record. The transcript is spliced from 13 exons. Gene Ontology annotation, biological process: calcium ion transmembrane transport; regulation of cytosolic calcium ion concentration; single fertilization.